Clupea harengus (Atlantic herring) is the source of this 1358-nucleotide messenger RNA. It is a transcript of the gene hoxa1a, whose product is annotated as homeobox A1a. NCBI's taxonomy places the organism in Eukaryota, Metazoa, Chordata, Actinopteri, Clupeiformes, Clupeidae. Gene Ontology annotation, biological process: regulation of transcription by RNA polymerase II. Gene Ontology annotation, cellular component: nucleus. Gene Ontology annotation, molecular function: DNA-binding transcription factor activity, RNA polymerase II-specific; RNA polymerase II cis-regulatory region sequence-specific DNA binding. The record is from RefSeq and is a predicted model, not a curated record.
CAUUCAUGCCAUGCCAGGAUGAGCACGUUCUUAGAUUAUUCAGUAAUGAGUGGAGGAGAUGGUGGCGGCGCGUGCUCCGUGAGAACAUUCCACGCUGAUCAUGGAAUUACAACUUUUCAAUCCUGUGCUGUUACGGUGAGUAAUUGUCUCGGGGAAGAUCGCUUCCUUGCAGGUAGAACAUCUCCGGACACAGGGCCUGUGGCUCAUGCACAACAACCUGGUUCCUAUCAGUCUCCCGGUAGCUCAUUGAGCAUCGCGUAUGGCACGCACGCAGGCUAUGGCACGCCGGGCUUUUGCACAAAUUACAACCAUUACACGCUGAACCAGGAAGUAGAUACAGCUGUUGGUCUAGCACAGUGCGCGCCCAUCGUUUACUCCGGGAACAUAUCUUCAUCAGUGGCACAGCAUCACCCCCACCUCUCGCAUCGGCAAGGUUACAGCGGUGGCGGCGCACAUCUGCACGGACCCCUCCAGUUCGCCGCUCAUUCGUCGUGUGGCCAUGGCCAGGAACAGCCCAGCCUAGCCCUCCUGACAGCGGGCUGUUCAAACGCAUUGUCGCCUUUGCACGCAAGCCACCACGAUGCCUGUUGCCCCUCACUGACAGAAAGCGCUUUCACCGCGCAGACAUUUGACUGGAUGAGGGUGAAACGGAAUCCACCGAAGACAGGAAAAGUAGGAGAAUUCGGGUUCAGUGGGCAGCCCAAUACCGUUCGUACCAAUUUCACGACCAAACAGUUGACAGAGCUCGAGAAGGAGUUUCACUUCAACAAGUACCUUACACGUGCGAGGCGAGUAGAAAUCGCAGCUGCACUCCAGUUGAACGAGACCCAGGUGAAGAUCUGGUUCCAGAACCGGCGCAUGAAGCAAAAGAAGCGCGAGAAAGAGGGCAUGCUCCCUAAAUCCCCAUCCAACACCGGGAACAGCCCGGGAAAAGGAGAUGAUGGAUCGGAAAGGUCCCUUUCUACCCCAUCUACACCAUCUCCUGUGUCCUCCAGUUGAAGUUCACGUGCAUUUGUCCGUUCUCUGACGCACUUCGCAUGAUAAUCAACACGAGGAGGUAGAAUGCACCCUCCCCGAUGAGAUAUAAAUCAUUGUAGAAAAGAAGAACAAUCAUGGAAAACACUUAUCAUUUGGGAUUAGAUACUUGUACAUUUAUAUCAACGCUGGCUGAGCGUGCAGUUGCUGUUUUGUUUGUCUAUCGGUGUGUACAGUGUUCAGGUCCGCCUCUUGACUGUUUGCUGUGGUACUAUUGGCUGAUGCGUAAGGCUUCCAUGUAACAUAACACUGAGUUUUAUCAGUCGCAGGAGGUAAAUACUUUUAUCUUUGUUAAAUCCAAUGAACUGCUUUACCAAAGAUUA